This is a messenger RNA of Argiope bruennichi, 4244 nucleotides long. RefSeq names its product transcription factor E2F8-like. Gene Ontology annotation, biological process: regulation of transcription by RNA polymerase II. Bases 144 to 2609 code for a protein of 821 amino acids. The transcript has 11 exons. Gene Ontology annotation, cellular component: RNA polymerase II transcription regulator complex. NCBI's taxonomy places the organism in Eukaryota, Metazoa, Arthropoda, Arachnida, Araneae, Araneidae. The record is from RefSeq and is a predicted model, not a curated record. Gene Ontology annotation, molecular function: DNA-binding transcription factor activity, RNA polymerase II-specific; RNA polymerase II cis-regulatory region sequence-specific DNA binding.
UGUUAUCAUGGCAGCGGUUGCUAUGAUAUGCCGCGCCAAAAUGAAAAUAGUAGCAACCGCCGUUUCUAAUAAUCUAAACUUGUUUCGAAAACGCGGGUUAUUUAACUCCACUUCUGGAGUUCCAUUUGAAUAUACCUUUGAAAAUGCUAAGCCCGAAACGCCCUAUUCCUGAAUCCUGUGAUAUAGAACCAACAAAAAAAUUUAAAAUGGAUGCUUCAAAAGAAAACAUACCACCAAACAUUAAUGAAAUUUUUGAAAAAAGUUGUAACUCCAAAGAUUAUGACCAUCAAAUGAAAGGUACACCCAAGAAACAAGUUGAAAAGACUGAUCCUGUUACACCAAACACUAAUUUUAAAAUGCUGACUGCUAUAGCUUCAAAACUAGAGUAUGUAAUCUGCGGUUCUCCUAAGUCUAGAAAUUCAAGUCAAAAUACCAUUUCAUUAAAUAAUAUAGAAAUUGAUGAUAAUCCUGUGUAUAGAGUAAAUAGAAAAGAAAGAUCGCUUGCAAUAAUUUGUUCAAGGUUUCUUCUAAUGUAUCCAAUGUACCCAGAAUACAACUCAAACAUUAUCGUCUCUCUUGACGAUGCCUGUCUAAAAUUAAGUGUUGAAAGAAGACGAUUAUAUGACAUAGUAAAUGUAUUUGAAAGCGUUGAUAUGUUGAAAAAACUGGCUAAAAAUAAAUAUUUAUGGUUUGGAAAAGUAAACUUGCCAAAUGCCCUAUAUAACAUAAAGAAGGCAGCCGACAAAGAAAAUGUUCUAGCCAAAUUGCAAUAUGUGCUGAAUCAUGAAGAAAAUGCAACUGACCCAAAACAAUCAUGCAUAUUAGAUGAAGUUCAAGAAUUCACCAAAAUUUUUGAAGCUGAAACUUCAUAUUCAUCUUCUCUUCGAAGUCUUCUUCAGCCUUCACCUGUCCCAGAAUUACGAAAAGAAAAAUCACUAGCAAUUAUGAGUCAAAAGUUUUUGAUGCUCUUUCUGGUUUCUCCUUCAAAAGUUAUUAGUUUAGGUGUUGCUGCUAAAGUACUGAAUGGUUUUCAAAAAUCUGAAAGACCUGCACAAAUUAAAACUCAAAUUCGUCGUUUGUAUGACAUAGCAAAUGUUCUUUCAAGUAUUGGUCUUAUCCAGAAAGAAAUCACUGUAUCACAAAUUGGUAGGAAGCCUGCUUUUAAAUAUACUGGACCAAGCCCAGAAGAAUUUAAAACAUUAUCAAACAACAUUUCAAUUAACAAUUUGACGAAGUUAAAUAACAAUGACAAGUCACGAAGUUUAGUAAGGCAUUCUUCUUUUCAAGAAAUCUGUGCUGUAGCAGAAAUGGAGCAUAAAAGAAUUUGCCUUGAAGAAACUGCUAAUUCUGCUCCACCAUUUGAGAAAAGCAUUCUGAAAAGUGAUAAAACUUUGAGUAAAACAUCUUUUUCAAACCUUAAUUUAAGAAAUAGUGGUGAUAAUGAAAAUAUAAAGCCUACCAAUUUAAAUAUCAGUACUGUCAGCAAUCCUAAAACGAGUACUACAUGUUCAGUUGCAUUUUCAAAUAUUUUACCAAAAUUUUCAUCUGAAGCUAGUAAAAAGAAUGUUGUACAGCCGAAACCUAUCACUGUGCAAGGGCAAGCAAGCAUAAAAGUGUUGUCAACCAAUGGAGCAUAUUAUAUUUUAAAUCCAAUAAAUAGCAAUGGUGCAAAGCCUCCAACUCCUAUUGGAACUUUACUCCUUAUCAAUCCACUACCAGCAUCAAAAUCUACAGAAAUCACUGAUAUUAAAACAUCGUCACAAAAUAAGGUUUUCAUGCCACAAAAAGGGAACUUGACAAAAGUACAGCAGGACAGAAUUUUGCAAGUAAUUAGUUCAAAUAAGCAAAAUAAACCGGCAGAAAUAAUCACUUUAAGAAGUAGAAGCCCUCGGAGAAAUUUAACACGACUAAUUAAAGAAAUGCAAGCUAGAGAAGAUGAAACAAUGCAAACAGAAAGUAUGAUUGUUAAUCAACUCAAACCAAUAUCCAAAGAAAUUUCUCUUGAUGAGGGUAACAGUAAUGAAUCAUCAGAAAUUUAUCGUACACAAAAUAAUAGUUCAAGCAGCAGUAGAUUUGAUUCUCCUCUUAGCAUUCCAAGUGGUUAUGCUACUCCAAUACCAAGCACUUCAUCAAAUAUCUCAUUUCUGUCAAACAGUGAAACACUUUGUAUACUGAAAAACAUUGAGAGCCAGCCAAAUUGUGGAGAAUGUUCAGAGAACUUAAUAAAGGAAGAUAUACCUGGCCAGAAUAAUACUACGAAAAAUAUAUCCCAAAAUGAUAAGUCUAAUGUAGAAGAAAGGGAAAUAAUGAAUACUGUCAAAUUAUCAUCAUGGCAAAACAUUCAAAAGUUAUCCAUUUUAAAUAACAAUGGUAGUAAUGAUAGUGUAAAUUCCGAAGUAGCAGAAAUUUUAAAAGGUAAAAAAUUGGGUGAUGAGACAGCAAAAUUAAAGCCAUUUCUAAUUGAUGAGAAAACCAUUCUUAGUCCUAUUAAGAAUAAAGAUGAGAUAAUUGAUAGAACUUUAAGUCCUUCACCUUUCAUAACUCCUCCUUAUGCACCUUCUGAUACUAUUUUUGAAUUUAAAAAUUUGGAAUUAAAAAAAUAUCAAUGAAAGAAUAACAGUGCUUUUUCAGUUUCCCUCCCUUGCAACUUAUGAAAUUGUCGUUAAUGUGAUUAAAAAUUACAUCUGUGCUUUAUCCUUUAUUAUUUUAGGUAAAGCAUUAUUUUUUGCUUUGGUGUUUUUUUGUUUGGAGGUAGCUUGGAAGAAAAGUUGUGAUGUAUGUUUCAAUGUAAAAUUAUAAUUAUUUAUAUACAGUUCAUUAUGCAUGAGUAUGCUAUAAAUUUCAUAAGGAAAAGAAAAUUAGAUGAUGCACAAAUUAUAUUAAUAUUUUUUUACAUUAAAAUAUAUUUUGCUGAUUAAAAAGAAAAUUAUUAUUUUGUUGGAAUAAAAUUAUAAAUAGUACAUUAAAAAUAAGACUUAUAUUAAUAGAAUAAAAAUAUAGAGUAAAUACCAUUUGACAUAACAGGUAUUGCAGAAAUAGUGUUAUGGUAAAAAUAAAUCCUAAGGUCUUGGAUAUUCAUAUCUCUUGCUUUGAAAAACUAUAUCUGACAAUGAAUUUUUUUUAUAUUUAUAUAUUUUGUUCAGUUACGAUUUUAGCUAAAUCACAAAUCAAAUUGCAAAUCAGUAAAAUGUGUUUGGCUAAAUGAGAUAACAUGAUUGUCUAUAAAUAAAAGGUGCUGAUUAUUUCAAGCAGAGAUAAGCAAGAGGCAUGAAUAAUUUUGAAAAAGUAACUUCCCAAAUCGGUCCCAAGUAUUGGAAUUUAUUUGAAAAAAUAACUGAAAGCAUAAUAAUUCCCUGUUAUCUCAUUAUUUUUAGUUAUAAUGAACUCAGUUGAAACUAGUAAAAUUUUAAAUUGUUAAAAAAGUAUUUAUUGAAAGUUUAUUUAAUAUAUCAUAAUAUACUAUAUUAUAUAUUUAUUAUCGUCAAAGUUUACUUUUUUGAAAUUCUAUCAUUUUCUGAUUAGUUCCUUUGCAUCACAAGUUGUUUGAAUAAUGCCAAUUCCUAAUUAAUGAUCUUGUGAUUAUUUUUUGAAGUUCACGCUGCUCAGCCAAUGGAAUAUUUUGAAAUUGCAACUAAAAGAAAAAUUGUUUGAUAUUAUAAAUUUUAUGACUGAUAUAUAUAGAGAUAUUUAUUAUGUUUUUGUUUUUUUUAAUUAGACCUUUUAUUUUGUAAAUAAUUUUAUCCAUAAUCAUUUAUUACCAACAAUGACUUAUUAGCUAUUGCAGUAUGUUCACGCAAUAGAUAUUUCUGGAUAAUUAUGUUUGCAUAACUACAUUAAUUUAGAUUUUGAAAUAUUUCUAUAAAUGCAAGUAAAAUUUUCAAUAGUAGUAUUAAUAUUGUAUAACACUUAAUAUAACCAUAAUUUCAAGUUUCACUGGCUUUUGUCUUAAAUUCACAAAAUUACUUAAUGAUUUAUAUUUUGUACUUUGUUUUUCUUUUCAGAAAACACUAAUAAAUUCUUUAAUUAGAAAUAUUAUGGUAUUAAAUUUACUUUAGUAUUAAAAAAUUUUACUUUUUCCUUUAAUUUUUCAUUGUUAUCAAAAAGAAACUGAUAAGCCAUUACAAUGGUAAUAUUUGUAAAAGUCAUGAUACGUUAGGAAUUUGUACAGAAUGCAAUAUGACAUAAUAUAUUAUUAAAUACAAUAUUAGCAUUGAAUUUGCAUAUUAUAUUUAUUUCACAUGUGU